UUUGCCCCUAAAAAAUCUGAAACGGAUGUUCAGUAAACCGGCUUUUGGGAUUCAAAUGAGAUUCAAAAGCACGGGAGAAAAAGGAAAUGGCGGACUGAACUCGACUAUCACACUCACCGUCUCUCUUUUGAAAUUAAAUUCCCCUUUUCCUCACACACACAGUUGUACAGUGAUUUUUCGCAAAGAAGAAUAUGCAGGGACCCUCCAAUGGCAGCGUGCUAGCGCGAAUGGCGGAAAGGCGUUUGGUGUGCGAGCGAGAAAUCCCCAUUCAGCAGCAGAGGAUCGACUCUCUCCUCACAGCUUCCAAAAUUCGAUUCGAUUCGGCGAAGUUUGAAGCGCAAAGAACCAUUCAGACUCAAGUAAAGACGCGUAAAGAGGCAAAGAGGAUGGCAUUGAUGGAGUCAAUAUCCUCCACGCAAGGUAGAGUUGAAGAAUUGAAAGGGCUCGUGGAAGAUCAAGGGGACAAAAAGAAUCAAUAUGCUGCUAUAAUAUCUCAACAGCUUGAAGCCCUAACAACUUCGAAGGAAAAGUGUUCUAAAAACAAAGAACACCGAGAACAAAUACAGGAGGCUAUUUCAUGGUACAACAGGGUCCUUGGUUUUCGUAUCGAAAGUGGUCACGGUGUGAAAUUCAUUUUCUCUAACAUCAACCGAGAGAACCCUCAGGAGGAGUACUCCUUUACCAUUCGCCAUGAGAAUGACAUCUACACUUUGCUCAAAUGUGAUCCACCUCUGAGUGACACAAAAAAGAUGGUCAAUGAGUUGAACAAAACCAAUGGACUGUUCAAAUUUGUGAGGAUGAUGAGAGAGAAAUUUCAAGAAUCUGCAACAAGAGGGAUUUCUCAGCGCUUCUCGUCUAAUGAUCAAGAUCCCUCGGUAAUUUCCCUUUCUGCCCCUGUAUCUCCAGUUUCAACCGAUCAUAGUCUUCAAUCCCCACGCAAGGAAAUGGAGCAACUAGAAAUUCCCGAGUCUCAAAGCAAAUCGAGAAAAGUCAGUAAAGGAAUCUCUCCCCAAUCUUCUUCUUGUCGUCGUUCAGAACGUUUGAGGGGUAAGAAGUGAAGAUGAUUGAUAAUCAACUUUCUCAGUCAUGACCACUGAGUAAAUGUGCUAUAUAGCUGAUGUAGUGUGUAAACUUCUGUUUGGUUUUUUGACUGUGUAAUUAACUUAAAUUUUUCUUUCAAUUUGUUAUAUUGAUGUUCGAUGGUGGAUUAUACUAACAACCCAGUGUAAUGUAACUGUGGCAAUGCGUCUUUCUGUUAUGAGCAACUGAAUAAGAAAAUUUGCAACACGUACUAUCCGCGUUUUUUUGCUUUUAAA
Messenger RNA from Striga asiatica, 1316 nucleotides. The record is from the annotation of a GenBank genome assembly. NCBI's taxonomy places the organism in Eukaryota, Viridiplantae, Streptophyta, Magnoliopsida, Lamiales, Orobanchaceae.